This is a messenger RNA of Microdochium trichocladiopsis, 1266 nucleotides long. RefSeq lists its product as uncharacterized. The record is from RefSeq and is a predicted model, not a curated record. NCBI's taxonomy places the organism in Eukaryota, Fungi, Ascomycota, Sordariomycetes, Xylariales, Microdochiaceae. The annotation marks the transcript as partial. The transcript is spliced from 4 exons.
ACAUGUCAAAUUAUCGCCCAUCUGCGCGUUUCCAGGUGGAUGCCCCGGCGCUCACGUUCAUUGCGCCGGAAGAUGGGGCCACCAUCGGGCUCUUGUCGAUUCACGAAAAGGCACGCAUCUGCAGCUCAUUGACUUGGCCGUCGGCUGAUAAACAGGCUCUUAAAUAUUACUCCCUCCGCGCUACUCGAGAUGCUCCUCGACGGCAUUGUCAGCCAUUCGCCAUGGCAUUAACAUCUCUCUGGGACUACGUUUUCAUCCGGACAAGCAUCUUCCUCCUGCACCUGAUCGCGCCCCUGAGCAUUUUCUAUUCACUGGCCAGAUGGCUCGUCUAUCCCCUGUUUCACAUCUGGCUCGCACUCGAGGCCGUCUUCUACCUUGCCGUCUACCUUCCGCUCAGCCUCCACCUCCAGAGGACCACGACAUAUCCCACGGCCGUCUGCCGUAGCGAUCGCCGCAAAUUGUUCCGGCGCUGCCACGACAACAUUCCAGAUCCGGAACGCUACCUGACGAAAUGGUUCCGGAAUGCGCCGGCGGCUGAGAUCAAGAGGGAGAACGUCAAGGACUUCUUCCGAUGGGCCUUCUUGAAUACGGGAGACCCCGACUGGGAAUACGACGAGGAGCUGGAGGAGUAUGCCGGCGAGAUGGAGAAGAUGCUGGGGAGGAAGUUCGAGCCCGGGCGCGGUAACGCAAAGUGUCUGAGAUUGACCCUCGACAAGGUCGAGAUGUUACACCGGAGCUUGACAUGGUAUCUGUGCGUGUUUAUUGUCGACACACUGGCUUCCGGCUAUCUGCACUACCACUCCUUCGACUUCCACCACACGUCGUUUCUUACCGUCUUCCCCUUACGCCCCCUCACACUCUUCAGCACCCAUUCCUCCCCUGCACAGAGUCUGACUUACUGGCACCGGCUACACACCUCGAAGACAAGACUCCCGGUCCUGUUUAUCCACGGUAUCGGUGUUGGGCUCUACCAAUACAUAGACUUCCUGGCCGAAUUAAAUGCCAACGACGGUGACGAUUCGUCCGACGGACAGGUGGGGAUCAUCGCUUUGGAGAUCAUGCCUGUGAGCUCCCGCAUAACCGGAGAGGCAAUGUCGCAAGAAAAGAUGGGCGAUGAGGUGCAUUGCAUAUUGAACGCGCAUGGGUGGAAAAAGUUCGUGCUGGUGGCACAUUCAUCUGCCGGAAGCCAACCAGUGCCAAUGAAUACCUGCUCUGGUACUUCGGCUCCAAGGAUAUAGGCGUUGCUCAUACCCUCUUUCGACGCUU